This is a messenger RNA of Drosophila biarmipes, 540 nucleotides long. RefSeq lists its product as uncharacterized. The coding region runs from base 1 to 540 and encodes 179 amino acids. The transcript has 3 exons. The record is from RefSeq and is a predicted model, not a curated record. NCBI's taxonomy places the organism in Eukaryota, Metazoa, Arthropoda, Insecta, Diptera, Drosophilidae. Gene Ontology annotation, molecular function: odorant binding.
AUGCUUCACCUGCUGACAUGGCUUCUGAUCUUAAUACCAGCUUUUCUAGCCGCAGAGGACAUAUGCUCUCAUAGGCCGGAUGUUACUGCCUUGAAAAACUGUUGCAAAAUGCCAAACCUGGAAUUCUCGUUUUACAACUCAAAGUGUGGUCAGUAUAUGGUCAAUGGCUUCCACAUAACACCUUGCAGCUUCGAGUGUAUUUUUCAAGCAUCCGGAGCUUUGAACGGCACCAGCUUGGUCAUGGAAAACAUCGAGAAGAUGUUGAAAAACGUUAUGGCCUCUGAAGAAUUUCUGCAGAUCUAUGUGGAUGGUUUCAGGAGCUGCUCUGCCCAGGAGAAGGCCAUGAUCAAGAACCUCAAGCGGCGCCGCAUGCCGCUCACCGGAAAGUGCUCCUCCAUGGCCUUAAUGUACGGCCUGUGUUCCCAUCGGUACUUCUACCGCUUUUGCCCGGACAAAGUUUGGAGCAAGAGUGCCGGCUGCAAUGAGGCCAGGGAGUACAGCAUUCGUUGCGACGACCAGAUGACCAACAAAACGCAUUGA